CUUGCAUUCCGGUCACGCACGCGUUCGGAACAAUGACGGCUCCUAAUCGGCAUCGAUUACACAAUCGAUGAUCCUCGCGUUAAGGGGCCAAUGUCGUGGUCCACUCGACCGGAAUAUCGAUUCCGAAGGAGAGGUGACACAUCCGGUCAUAAACGGAAAUGUCUAAGAAAAACUGACAUGUAUCUGGAUUAUGUAUAAAAGCGCACCAUGGGCAAUACACAGCAUCAUUCGUCUUCAAUCGGUCGAAGUGACAACAACGAACAAUAAUGAAGACUUUCGCUUGUAUUCUCCUCCUAGCAGCUGUUGUAUCAGCUGAGCCUCCUCGCUACAGAAUCGCAAGGUUCAGGUCUGAAAGACAGGAGCUCAGCGGAGAUGGCGAGGAGGGACAAAAAUCAGCUGGUGGAGAAGCUCCUUACGCUGCAGCUGGAUUUAAACCAACCAGAGAAUUCAAUCUGCCAGCACGUCACGAGGUCAGUCCCCCCUCUACCUCUUAUGGAACUCCUGAUGACAGCUAUGGUGCUCCAUUCAAAACUUAUGCAGCUCCCCAAGUAGAAUACGGUGUCCCAGAGAAAAAGCAAAGUGAAGAGCACAAAGCCAAAGAGAAAGUGGAAAAACACGAGGGAAGUGAAGUUGAGAAACUCAAAGAAAGCAAGGAAGCCAAGGAAUCUAAGAAUAGUAAAGAAACCAACGAAGGCAAGGAGAAGAAAGCAAAAUUAGAAGAAGAACCUAAAAAGGAAGCUGAGGUUUUAAGCGCUGAAGGAGCAUACUACGUACUCUUGCCUGGCUCGCAAUUGCAAAGAGUACAGUUUCAGACUGAAAACGAUAUCCGAAACAUGGCGUACACGGCACGUCUCCAAUACCGGAACGAGGAUCGUGCUCCCCUUUUCGUGUAUACAGCGGUACCUCAGUUUCAAUCCGCGGCGUACGUGCAACUACUUUAAGUUUUCCACACAGACCCAGCCCCCUGAAGCGACCGAGCUCCGACAAAUAGAUGCAAUUUAGAUUUAAACGAAUUACUCUUUUCAUCGAGAAUUUCACGUGUGAAUAAAAUGAUGCGCUACCUAGAAACGCCAAAUUAAGGCACCUUUUAUA
Diatraea saccharalis (sugarcane borer) is the source of this 1092-nucleotide messenger RNA. NCBI's taxonomy places the organism in Eukaryota, Metazoa, Arthropoda, Insecta, Lepidoptera, Crambidae. The record is from the annotation of a GenBank genome assembly.